UUAAAGGACACAGUUUUUAAUUUAUUUUAUUAAAAUUAAAGUAAGAUUAUGGAAAUGUUUUUAAAUGAAGAAAUUUCAUCUGAAGCGAAAAAGGAUAUACGUCAUGCAUAUUUGCGGGAAUGUGGUAUAACAUCGAAACUUAACGAGAUACUCAACAAAUUAUUGCAAGCGAAUGUGAAACCUGAAAAUCCUUUGGAUUUCAUACGUGAGGAAUUGGGUGAUAAACCUAUACCAACUGAAAUGAUUGAUAAUUUGGAACAUGAGUUGGAUGAUGCUCACCGGGAAAUUCGUCGUUUGCGUGGCAUAUUAAAAGAUCUCGGCGUUGACAAUAUAGAUGAACAACAGUUUCAUGAUGCAGAAACGACGGGUCCGGAUGAGUUAGAGAAUGUGGCAAACGAGCUCAACAAGUCAUUAACUAUUUUGAGCGAUGGAAAAAGAGAAGAUGAGCAAAAAAAUCAACAACAUAGCUAAGUUUAAACAAAUUCAUAUACAAAAUAAUUUAUUUUGAUUUGGUAAAUAAAUAAUAAUAAUGUACUAAGUUGGUGUAGUACUCGUACAUAAUGAUGACGUCUAAAAUCAAAUAAAAAAAAAUGGCUAAUCCAAUGCAACAUUAAA
Molecule: messenger RNA, 615 nt
Organism: Ceratitis capitata (Mediterranean fruit fly)
Lineage: Eukaryota; Metazoa; Arthropoda; Insecta; Diptera; Tephritidae
Product: c-Myc-binding protein homolog
Exons: 1
Coding region: 49-471 (140 amino acids)
Source: RefSeq, a predicted model, not a curated record